UUCGCUGGCCGAUCGGUGUUCGACCGUACUGCCUGUGCUCUCCGCGAUCUUCCUGCGCUGCCUUUUUGGUCCCCACGUGGGCUGGAGGGUGAUGGCGGCGCUGGUGGUGUCCGAGGCAUCGGAGCUGGGCAGCCGAGUCGGCCCUGGCAGAGGUCGGGUCCCUCGGGGCCGAAUGGCCAAUCAGAUCCCCCCUGAGAUUCUGAACAAUCCCCAGCUACAGGCAGCCAUACAAACCUUGCCUUCUAACUACAACUUUGAAAUCCCCAAGACCGUCUGGAGGAUCCAACAAGCCCAGGCCAAGAAGGUGGCCUUACAAAUGCCGGAAGGCCUCCUCCUCUUCGCCUGCACCAUUGUGGAUAUCUUGGAAAGGUUCACAAAGGCUGAAGUGAUGGUGAUGGGUGAUGUGACCUACGGGGCUUGCUGUGUUGAUGACUUUACUGCAAGGGCCCUGGAUGUCGACUUCUUGGUGCACUAUGGCCACAGCUGUUUGGUUCCCAUGGACACCUCAGUCCAAGACUUCCGGGUGCUGUAUGUCUUUGUGGACAUUCGGAUAGACACUCUCCACCUCCUAGACUCUGUCCGUCUCACCUUUCCUCCAGGCAGUUCACUUGCUCUGGUCAGCACUAUUCAGUUUGUGUCAACUUUGCAGGCAGCUGCGAAGGAGCUGAAAGCUGAGUAUCAUGUGAGUGUCCCACAGUGCAAGCCCCUGUCACCUGGGGAGAUCCUAGGAUGUACAUCCCCUCGACUACCCAAGGAGAUAGAAGCUGUUGUGUAUCUUGGAGAUGGCCGUUUCCAUCUGGAGUCUGUUAUGAUUGCCAACCCCAAUGUCCCUGCCUACAGGUAUGAUCCAUACAGCAAAGUCCUAACCAGAGAGUACUAUGACCAUCAGCUCAUGCAGACCACUCGCCAGGAAGCCAUAGCCACUGCCCGUUCAGCUAAAUCAUGGGGCCUUAUUCUGGGCACUUUGGGUCGCCAGGGCAGUCCCAAGAUCCUGGAGCACUUGGAAUCUCGGCUCCGAGCUUUGGGACUUCCCUUUGUAAGGCUGCUACUCUCUGAGAUUUUCCCUGGCAAGCUCAGUCUACUUCCUGGAGUGGAUGUGUGGGUGCAGGUGGCAUGUCCACGGCUCUCCAUUGAUUGGGGUUCAGCCUUUCCCAAACCACUGCUGACACCCUACGAGGCGUCCGUGGCCCUGAGGGACAUUUCCUGGCAGCAGUCCUACCCCAUGGACUUCUAUGCCAGUAGCGGCUUAGGGCCGUGGACAGUGAACCACGGCCGGGAUGCCAAGCCCCAGGGCCCUGGCCCACAAGGGCUGGGGAAGGUGCCAGAGGGGUUCGGAGGCCCCGGUCCUGCGGCGGCCUGUGAGGGGUGCAGCUACACCGACCGGAAAGCCGCCCCGCCAGCUCCCUGAGGCACCUAUGACCUGCAGGGCCCUGCGCUCCGGAGGAGCAGCCUCGAGGUUGGUGGUUUUCUGAGCAGGAAGCAGACGUUUUCUCCGCGCUGGAAGAGCCCACAGUGUGCAGGGGCCUGGAGGAGGCCCUGGGGACGGUGGCACAGGCUCUAGACA
This is a messenger RNA of Nannospalax galili (Upper Galilee mountains blind mole rat), 1564 nucleotides long. RefSeq names its product diphthamide biosynthesis 1 (gene Dph1). The transcript is spliced from 13 exons. Gene Ontology annotation, molecular function: 2-(3-amino-3-carboxypropyl)histidine synthase activity. NCBI's taxonomy places the organism in Eukaryota, Metazoa, Chordata, Mammalia, Rodentia, Spalacidae. Gene Ontology annotation, biological process: protein histidyl modification to diphthamide. The record is from RefSeq and is a predicted model, not a curated record. The coding region runs from base 92 to 1408 and encodes 438 amino acids.